This is a messenger RNA of Anolis sagrei ordinatus, 1268 nucleotides long. Lineage: Eukaryota; Metazoa; Chordata; Lepidosauria; Squamata; Anolidae. The record is from RefSeq and is a predicted model, not a curated record.
GGCGGAAGCCACGCCCCCGAGUCCCUGAGGCUGGGUCAGUCGACGCAGAGCCGCCGAAGGGGGAGGACGCGUGAAGGCGGAAGAGGAAGCCGGAAGCAGGAAGUGGAGGAGGGGGGAAGCACCCCUGCAUCGAAUGGGGCCACCAUGUGGGCAGCCUGCUGCAAUUGGUUCUGCCUGAAUGGCCAGCCGGAGGACAUGGCCCACCGCCCGCCGUCUGGGAGUCGGGCCUAUGCCAACGCCGGCUACAGCGCCUUCCCUUCGCCCAGCAGCCCCGACCCUCCCACCUGCAAGGCCUGUGGGGGACCCUUCGGAAUCCCCCCAAUCAAGAACGUCUGCCAGGACUGCAAGAAGAGCUUCUGCGCCGCCUGCUCGCACUGCCUCGAUGGGGGACUGUGCCGUUGCCUCCUCUGUGAACGCUUCCGGGCCACGGCCUUCCGGCGUGAGGACCUGAUCAAGAUGAAGGUCAAGGACCUGCGGGACUACCUGGAGCUGCGGGACAUCUCCACCACCACCUGCCGCGAGAAGGACGAGCUGGUGGGACUCAUCCUCAGCCAGCGGGAGCCCAACCCAGGGCAGCAGGAGCCUCCUCCAGCGGAGACUCCCUCCCGGGUCCCGGAUGAGUGUUUGCAGGUUGCAAUGGACCCCCAGGUGCAGGUGGAGCAGCCGGCCCAGGCCAAUGGACAGGCGCUGCCCAGCCAAGACAUGGCGGACGUCGAGGAGGCAGCGGACCGGCGGAACGAAGAGGAGACGCAGUCCAUCAACUCGGAGGACAACCUGGUCCCCGGUCGGAGGGCCUCCCUCUCGGACCUGACCAGCCUCGGGGACAUCGGCGGCCUCUCCGUCCGGCAGCUGAAGGAGAUCCUGGCCCGCAACUUCGUCAACUACAAGGGCUGCUGCGAAAAGUGGGAGCUGAUGGAAAGGGUCACCCGCCUCUACAAGGAGAAGGACCUCCAGCAGCUCGGUUCCGACACGAACGACCCGACUGUCCCGCCGCCCAGCGCUACCUCACAGCCGCCAUCUUUGGAGGAGAACCUCUGCAAGAUCUGCAUGGACUCGGCCAUCGACUGCGUCCUCCUGGAGUGCGGCCACAUGGUCACCUGCACCAAGUGCGGGAAGCGCAUGAACGAGUGCCCCAUCUGCCGCCAGUAUGUCAUCCGGGCCGUCCACGUCUUCCGGACUUAGCGGGAAGGGAGCCAUCUUAUCGGCCAUCUUGGCCCAGGAAAUGCCUGCGGACCGAGCCUCAGGAGCCCUCGGGUGGGGCGAGAGGC